Molecule: messenger RNA, 11050 nt
Organism: Phyllopteryx taeniolatus (common seadragon)
Lineage: Eukaryota; Metazoa; Chordata; Actinopteri; Syngnathiformes; Syngnathidae
Product: transmembrane protein 125
Exons: 3
Coding region: 9062-9760 (232 amino acids)
Source: RefSeq, a predicted model, not a curated record
AUGGCUUUUAUAACUCGGCAAAAGAGGACGCGAUAACGGUGUGGGGUUUUUUUUCUCCCCGUUGACAACUUUAUACUAAGUUUUGUUUUUGUUUUUUUUUCCUUUUGAAAUCAUUUAUGUAGGCUAUAAGAUCCAUUAGUUUCUGGAAAUGUCUGGCACAAAUAUACAUCUCAAAUAUCAGACCAAUAAUAAAACAUGCAUCCUAUUCAUGGGAAAAUGAAUAAUAAAACAUGGGUUGGAUUUAUUUCGUUUUGUAGGUUAAAUGAGGGGAUAAGAUGACAUAACGUCAUUAAUAUAGCCUAUAAAUGAGGUGGGUUCUUUCCAUUUUACAGCAAUAUAUUUAUUACAUUUAGAGGUCCCCCCCCCCCCCCCCCCCAUCUUAGCUGAGACUACUCCCCAAAAAAUAUUUAAAUAAUUCCUAAUUCUUUUUCGUUCAUGUUAUUAGUACAGUAUUCUUAAUUUCUUGAACCCUAUUUCCUAAUUUGUUUUCAGUCAUAUUAAGGAAGUAAAACAUGGUGACACUGUAUCACAGCCUAACCUUUGUACUUGUGGGACAGCCCACGAUUACAGUGCACAGAUGAGUAAAUCCUUACAUGCUGGACACAUCAUGGAGCUACGGGUCAGUUUUGCUGCAUUAUGGAAACUCUAUAAACCACAGAGUGGACGUUAUUUUGAUUAAAAAAAUAAAUAAAUAAAAUAAAAGAGAUCGAUAAUGUGCACAGCCAGGGAUGAAACCUUGUGCCACUUUGUUCAUAAACUGUAGAUCAGUCACAUAUCUUAUCCUCGGACAAAGCUCAAUCCUCUGAACUGUCUAUUUCACAAUGCAAAACACACACACACACACACACACAAACAAACAAACAAACAAAAACAACAACACUCUUUCACGAUGUGGUCAAAGACAUAAAAACAAGUCAGGCUGAUGAGUGAGGAGCCUGUGGUCACCACAGAGCAUAGGAUGAAAAGAAUGCCAAAAAACAAUACUGGUGACUGAGUCUGAAGCGGCCUAGCUCUUAUAGGUGAGGCAGAGUGAGGCGUGUGUGUUUGCGACACGACACAAGGGCGGAAUCUUAAAGAGAGGUGUCGAGUUUCUCAGUCAGCAGAUAACACAAAGUCAGGUCCUUGUGUGGUCAAUUGUAUCCGGACGUCCUUUCCCUACUCCAUCCACCUCUUUUCAUGGAUAUAGCGCCUGUCCACCUGCAGUAUGAGCAUAAUCUAUUUCAUUCAGCCCAUUCAGUUCAGAGUUGGUAGAAAAUUCUAUCGCCUGAUCAUAUCUCAAUAAGUUUGAAAUUUUAAUAGUUUCCGAUUUCUACAAACAUACAAUGCAAGGUUUUCUAAACUUUCUGUAGCAGACUAAUGAGGAUGAGUAUCAACAGUGAGGAGUUAUUAUAUUUACAUUUUUGACUCUCCUUUCCCCUCAUUCAUUUUUGGGUUGUUAUAGCUGUGCUUUGUUUGGGGCGAUAAUAUAGAGUAUUGAUGAAAAACAACAUGUAGCAAUAGCAACUCUGCCACCUCCAGCUCUGUCUUCUGGUCAUUUCUACCGUCUCUCAAGUAGUAAAGUAAUUGCAGUAAAUAUCUGUAUGAAAAACACUUCUAGGAAAUGAAUAUAAAAUAAUCAAAUAAAAAAAAAAACAAUAACUCCAAAUAGAGAACAAUUCCUUAACUUCACUCUCGGAGUUGAGUUUUAUAGAGGAAGGGGCACAAACUAAUUCACCACGAACAGACGUGAAGACCACUGUAAAGUGAGGACACCCUGUAUACAAUAUGUUGCAUUUCAUUUGAAUAGCUUCGAUAAUAUUCUUGAUCCAAUGUGUAGUGAUGAGAGAGAAGUAGAAUUAGAAGUAGAAUGUAUAUGUCAGCCUGUUAAAUACACUGCAAGUCCCAGUCAGAGCUUGUGACAAAAUGUAGUUCCUAAAGCUCCCAUUUUUCCGUACACGAAAAGGAAUCCCUCGACAUAAGUGAAAAUGUCACUUCAUUGGUCUAUAAACAAGACAGACAUCCAACCAUCCAAAUUCAUUCUGAUCAGUUUUAUUUUAAUUAGAGCAUAUUCAGUAUCACCCCUGAACCCACAAGAGGAAGCUUGGGAUUUAAAAUAUAUAUUUUUUUUUAAAUAAGGCCUUGAAAACAGGUAGCAUUUUUCCCAGGACAGAAACAGACGGGUGCAUGCAUGUUAAAAUGGGAUUUGAUUAGCGUUUUAAUUUUGCAGUUGUGCAUGACAAAGUAAAGGGAGCAGCUGUCCGCAGGGUUUCACAGGCACCCUUCCAGUCUGGGAACCAAGGGGAUUCAAAUUAGGAGUCUUAUGAGCGUUACUGAAUUAAUGUCCUCACGCAAGUGAAAACGGGAAUUGAAGAUUACCUGACAGAAGCAGAACUGGCGCAGCUGUUUCAUUUUGCUCCUAUUGCAGCAAAAGCCCUGUUUCCACCAAAACAAUGAUGUUUGGUGCAGUUCAAUCAGGUUGUUUGUUUAGUUUACACUGUCAAAAGUCUAAUAAAUCCCCUCUUAUACUACUAAUAAUAAGCCCUUUAUUAUCUCCAUGCAUCAUGUAUGUUCUGUUGCCACAGCUUAGUGCAUGCACGCAAUGUGUGAUAUAUUAUAUGUAAUAUAACAUUACAUACUUGCUAGGCUACAUAACGGUUUGUUGCCUGCCUGCGAGCGGUAUCCUCUUAAAAGUAUGUGACCAUACCUCAAGCAAGCCUAAAAUGAACGUCCUCUCCCGAGCACCGGUGACCACCAGCGCACGUUUUCCCCCAUUUUGUUCUUAUAAACACGGAGCGAUCCAUUAUUGUUUUCGUCGCCAUGGUAGCGAGUGUAUCUGGUCACGUUUGAGUUGACAAGAUGAAGCCCAGUGUUCGUAAAAAACGGGAUGCGGUGGUAUCGGAAUACAAGAUUUUACUGCAGUAGUCUGACAUAGUUCAAUCGUGAAUGACCAAAUUUGUCUUGUAGUCUCAUCCGGGCAUGAAAUGUUGUCUGUCCCACACUGCCGACAUGUUUUUAAAAAAAAUAACUUUAUUGGUGGUCAGAUAUUUACAGUACUACGUCAAAAGACACGUGACCAGGCUAACAAUAAACUAGCUUUUGGAUUCAAAUAUACUGUACAUGACGGCGACGUGGAGUAAAUGUCUUUUUCGGAGCCGAUCAAUGACGUCAUUGUUCGGAUCGGCGAAUUAUGACAUUAAAUCCGAUCAGCAUAAAUUGCUAAUUAUCGGCCGAUACUAAUCAGGCCGAUCAGAUCGGUGUAAAGUCUACUUAAUUAUGAACACAGCCACAUCCCCAUUCUAAAGAAAGUAUGUGCACUAGUGUAACCACGUUACCGGCAUUUUUUAUUUCUACUUCUGUCACAUGGGUUUUUUUUUUUAAGGCAAGGCAAAACGUGGAGGACCCAAGUGCAGGGAAGCAGGGAGGCAAGGGAGAAGUCUCAAAAAUGAUAUUUAAUUCCAAGUUAAAGGCAAACAAGCAUCUUAGAAAAAGCUAACUAAACAAAAUCAAAGUCACAAAGAAACACUUGAAUAAACCUAAAACUGGAAACAGACAUGACGAGUAAAACUACAGGCGACUACGACAUGCCACAGACAAUAAACCGACAUGAAGUGAAAGAAACCAGGGAACUAAAUACAAACAAAUUGACGAGACCACGAACACCUGGACAAGACGCGAGUGGCUGAUUGAUCGACACAAGGUAGAGGGUUGACGAGAACAGGUGGACACAAUAACUAAAUGACCACACAAGACAUGAAACACAUGGGACACAGGAAAAUAUAAAACAAAGCCAAACACAAUCCAAACCAAAAUGCAGAACAUAAAACCUUCCCUUCUUUAUUUCUUUGCACAGGUUAUAGGUUACCAGCGGAAAAGAUAAGAUCAGAUAAAUAGAAAGUUCUUAAUUGUGUAAAUAAUUUUGGUGAUGGGUACCUUUUUUUGGCUUGAGCUUCUGCCCCCAAAAAUGUCUGUGCAUGUGCCUGCUAUUACUACGGUAUCUGUAGUGGACCCUAUUUGAAUGGUUAUGAGAAAUUACGAUGAAAUACAAUCAAAACAACCAUAAUUUGGGACCUCUUUCACACUGGCCACCAAAGCCAGCAUUUUCACUGCUUUUUCUGGCUCACUGUUUUCUGUGUAAGGGAUCAAUUAUGGGAUAGGGAGUUGGAGUGGACCUGGGAAUUUGACCUGCUUCCAAUUUGGUAGCAGAGGCGAGACUGCUGCCAACCAGGCCCUUGUGUCACGUUUAACUCCGGAGACCACACCCCUUUUUGUUGAAAACAAUUUUCACUGCCACACAUCUAAUUUUGGUAAUUGGGCAACUCGCAGCGGCUGCGUGAAUGUGUACUUCAGAGUGUCAGAAAGGCAACGGCUAAAAUGCACUGUGAAAAUGACUAUUGUCUUUAAUGGCAUCUGAAGCUAAAAUAGCACUAUUUAGAAGGUGUUGGCAUGUUGUGUUGAGUGGGGUGGCAACUCAAUGUUGUGUGGAUUUAAAAAAAAAUAAAAAUAAUGAGAAGGUGCUGUGUAUUCUUCGUGUCUUACUGAAAUAAACAGAAGAACACACAUGCAGCUUGUCCACUAUCGUUUCAUUUACUCUGUCAUGUUCUGUUUCUUUGUUCUUUGUUGUAAUUGAGGGGUCAGACUGUGUCAUGCUGGUAUGAUCUCACACCAUUUACAUAGCUGAUGCUGAUAUUACAGCAGAGACUGCAGUCAAAACCCAAGUCAGCUUGCGGUUUACUGCUCUAAACUGCUCUUGGUGGAAAUGAGAUGAAAGAUGUCCGGAAGUGGGUGUGAAGAUGUAGACUUGGAAGUCAUUGGACUAGGCAAGGCUACAGCUAUGAAGGAGGAAGCUUGAUUUAUAAAUGAGGACAGAUUGUGUAUUACUAUGAGGAGUUAUGCUGUUAUUACUCAAAUGGAUCAAUGCAUCGGUGGACACAGGUAAUAAUGGAGCCAAUAGAAAAUUGCAAAUGGGGAAAGAUGUCAGAAUCCUACAGUAAAAACAAUGUAAACAUCACAACAUUCUAAUGGCUGUAUCACGCUGUGUAUAUAUAGUGUGCUUUACAGUAUGUGUGUGUAUAAUGGCGCAGGAGCUUUGGGUCAGGCUGAAUUACCUUGAGCCACAGGGAGAUCAGUUCGCAAAGACGAGUACCACCCCUCCAACACCCAUCCCCCCUCCACACAGGCACACAGGUCUCUCCUUGCAACACCUCAUCUCCCAAGCAGACAUGAAAGAUAAGAAGUUUGGGAGAUAAAGAGCACUGGCGGUGCUACAGAGGAGGUAAGGAGUGAGCUCGAAGGAAGAAUGAAAGGUGUGGAAGGCGGGCGAGAUAAGCACAUGAAACAAAUGGAGAUGAGGGUGUGUAGAGGUGUGAGCUGAUUGAGGUGAUGGUGGGCCAUAAACUAAAAAAUGAGCUCAUGCAGAAAAAUUGGAAUUAAACUAUCUUAGAGUGGCCAGAGGGUACGCAGGGGCAUGAAAUAGGAUGGAUCUGUUUAAAGCCUCCGCUGACAUUAAUAACUGAAUUCAUGUCUACAGCCAGACUCACAACUUUGUCAUCGUGCCGCACCUCUAUAGUCAGCAUGUCGGAAAAUCCAAUUUUUGAUAUAUAAUUUGCACUACACACUACAAGCACAUUAGUUUUGUAGUCUUAACAGUUUCCAUUAUUGUGGGAAAACAUUCUAUAACUUGUCGGGAGUGUGUCUGUGGCAAUUUUUUGUCUCUUCGUUCAGACUAUUACUGAGAAUAGCACUGGGUGUGUGUGGCGUGACUCACUGUCUCUGUUGUAGUUGUAGUUUUGAGAGAGGACAGAAAAGGGCAGGACAGGACAGGACAGGAUGUGGAAAAAUGAGCAAGGCAGUGCUACUGACAAGUGGUGCGGUGGGAUUCUUUUGAGAGCCAGUCCACCUUUUAUCUUACAUUUUAAAUAAUGUGAGGCCAGCAUAGCACAACUAUUUGUGAGCAGAUUUUACCACAGUUUGGGUCAAAAUCAAUCCAGAUUCAGAAAAGUAGAGUCACACCUCUGAAAGCUGCGUGCAGGAAAAACGAUAUGUACCUCGCCAGUCUAUUUCAAAUAAAUAUAGUGUAUCUCCUUAAUACCUUUUUGCUAAGGUAAGCCACUUUGGUCAUUUAUGUACAGUUGAUAAAUAAUGUUGCAUUUUAAUAAUGUUAGCUUGCUGUGGUGAUGAUCAAUCUGUUUAACAAUUGAGCAGGUUAGUAUUGGUUUAUUUGGUAUCGCUUGGAACCCCGGCUGACCAGGUAGCAGGAUUAGUAUAUCAGGGUAUCUGGCUAUCUACUUUGCCAAUGGUAAUCCGUCAAAAGUUGGUAGAGCUGUGGGUACCAUACAGAGAGGGGGCAUUCGUUUCUCCCUGUGAGUUGUCCAUUGUGACUAUAAUGCACCUUGUGUCUGCAUGGCUGCGCGAUAUGUUGAGAAGAAAGUGUCUUCAAAAAGAUAUGUUGUUUGCUCACUUGUCUUUGCCAACCACAUUUCAAACCCCAAGAAGGACGCCGAAGUUUCAGCACUACCCUCAGUCCAGAGCUUCAAAUAUCCCUUACCCUUCCAUGCCACACAAGCCUUGUCUCCACUCCCUAUGGCAUUUGGCACCAGUGCCCAGCACAUAGACAGAUGGAGCCAACCCUGACCCCUCUCCUCGCCUGCAGGCCCGCCGAGAGAAUCAGUGCUUGACUAGAGGAGAGGGGGCUGUGUGAGUGAGUAGAAAAGGCGGAGAUAGAAAGGAGAGGAGAGUGUAUUGCUUUGUUACCACAGCAACACAUCACCUUGUCUCCCGUGUACUACUCUUAAGCCAAACCAUAGGCCCUAUGAUAAAACAAACGCACAGCAGGAGAUUCUCUUCGAUACAUUUUCUUGAUCUCAUUUUAAAAAAAAUGUUCUUUAUUUGGCAGCAAUAGCUUUGAUGUGAGAGGAGUACGUGAACACUGACAGCAUCCUAAAUAUAGAUGCACCUACUGUAUGUGAGUGAAGCAUCACAAGAUGGGCUUACUUGCCAAAAUGAAGUCUGCUCCCAAGUGACAAAGUGUUCGCCUGCUUUAAUUGUGCUGUCACACUCAAGUAAAGCACAAUACGUUCUUCCCUGGCAGAAAUAUGAGUUUAUUUUUUGUAACUAUAUCAAACAUGCUCCAUGUAUGACCAUAUUGUUGAAUCAUUUCGCCCUAACCCCCACCUGAGCCUCGGCAAAUUUAACAAAAAUAUUGUACCCCCCUUAGUCCCUCUGGAUGUUACUGCAACCUUUGAACCUAUUCUGCUGACUGAUAAUCUGAUUAGCAUAUUGCCAGACAGCCAAUUUUGAAAGAACAAAGUGUCAACAAUAAAAUGAGACACUAAUGGCCAGUGGAAUGAAUUCAGGGCCAACAUAACAGAGGGGGGAAUACCGGAGUCCCAAAGCUUCCCAGGUAAUUGGAGUGCAGUAUGUUUUUUUUUUUUUUUUUUUAUGCUACAGUUCCUCCGGUGACCUUGUAAGGCUGAGGACUUCCAAGAGGCAGACAAUGAGAGCUACAGAUUAGGAUUCAUGUUUGAGGUUCAUGAUUAUCCUUUUCAGUUUUUCAUCAUAACUCUUAACUCGUUUGCAUAACAAAGGAUGUUUUUACACUGUCAGCCUGUCCGCAAUCAUUUCAUUCUCUGCUGUAAGCCUGAGUGUCCAGCAUUGGUUUGCUACUCCCAUCACUUCAAAGAAAUCCAUUUUGAAUAUUUGUCAUGAAUAGCAUCAGUUUUUUAAAUGAAUAGUGGUAGGAAAAGGCAUAUUUCUCCAUGUCCAAUUGCCACUUUUCAAUAAGUAACGUUUUCUUUCUUUUCCUUGGGGUUUCCCUCCAUUAAAUUUUUCGUCAACUAAAAUUAAUGCUGCUUGUUUUCUUCUUGCUGCUUACUGUUUUUUUUUUCCAGAAUUUAUAAUAUAUAUAAAAGAAAUAGUGUAAAUAUGGGUAAGCUGCUUGUUUAUUUUUGAAGCCAGUAUGAAAAGCUACUGUAGGAGAAGUAAUAAAACUGCGGCACUUCAAUGACGACAUGCUUCUGUUGUUUAUGGUUCCCACUUUUUCUAUUAUCUACCUACCAUGAUGACCUUUCUUGCACCUCAUUGAUUGUUUUAUGUUUUUUGAUCCCAUUUUCAACUACAUUGGCCACAGGGCUCAGACAUAUCUAAUGAUCCAGAUUUGGAUUAGCAUCAUUUUGUACACCUGCAUACAGGAGAUACCAACCUCCUGCAUAAUCCUGAAUUUUAUCAUUGAGCAAGAUUACCCAUGUUACAGUUAAAGAAGUGCAACAGAAUCUUCCAUAGAAUUAAAGUGGAACGAAGAAUUUUUUUUUUUAGGUAAUUAAUACAGUAAUAUUUAAGGAAUCAAGAUGAUAUUAAAACAAUCUUAAAAGCAAUGGUGAGCCAUGAGGGCCAGCAAGCCCUUCUCUGCUGGUUUAAGCAAUAUCAGACGCAUAGACCUACUGUACAUUUACAACCUAAAUUGUAAUAUUUGUUCCAUGAAAUUAUAUGAAUUUAUUCACAACAGGGCGGCUCGGUGGACGACUGGUUAGAGCGUCAGCCUCACAGUUCUGAAGACCCGGGUUCAAUCCCCGGUCCCGCCUGUGCGGAGUUUGCAUGUUCUCCCCGUGCCUUGUCCAGGGUGUGACUUGCCUCUUGCCCAAAGUCAACUGGGAUAGAAUCCAGCUCACCCCAAAUGAUGAGGACAAGCGCCAUAGAAAAUAGAUGGAGGUGAUGUCUGCUGCCAGUUACAAAUUUCUGUUCCUGCGAGCGCGGAGGUGAAUCCGGAGCCAACCUUUCCUCCAGCUUGGAUGAAGGGACCCGAAUUGACUGUCGAGGUCUGCUGUGGAUAAAACAAUAUUACCUAUACAGGCAAGUAUUUUUGUACAUACACAGCAUUGCCUCCAAUUGUCAUGGUAAUGCCUCUCAAGUGACCUGGGAGACCUCCAGGUUAACAUCCAACGUGACCCCUGCUAAAACCACUCGACUUGCCAGUCCCAACAGCGUCAGCUGUCAGUGAAGGUGACACGGGUUGAAAGGAUUCUGAAGUGGAUUCUUUUUCCUCUGUGGUGGUGGCUGCCUUACUCAUCAGGCUGGGAGUGGCAGCAAGAUGCCUGAACUGGACGAUAUUCCCCCCCUGAGGGGACCUAGAGGCCCUGAAAUGGGCCUCCAUGGUCCCGCUGACCCAAUUCAGAUUCAGCACGGGAUCCUGGAGGAACAAGUGGAGCUGUGGUGGUUCAGAGAACCCGGGAAGUCUCUGCUGUGCUACUCCAUCGCUGUAUUUCUAAUCGUGGGCUGUGGGCUCGGGGGUGUUGGCCUCCUCUCCACUACCACCAGCGUCUCAAGCGAAUGGCGGCUGGGUGUGGGCACGGCCCUUUGCCUGCUCGCCUUGGGGGUUUUGCUCAAACAGCUGCUCAGCUCAGCAGUGCAGGACAUGAAUUGCAUUCGAAGCCGGCAGCAGAUUGACAUGCUCAAAAGUGGAGGCUUAUCUGAUUUCCUUGUGGUUUUGAUUGCUGGAAUGUCCAUGCUCAUUUGUGGAGGGGUUCUACUACAUCUGGCCCUGGUGAACCAUAUGCCCAAACCAGGCCAAGCACUUAACGAUAUGUACGUCUCUGGUGUGGUGUUGCUGACUGGAGGGGGGGCUGCAGUUCUGGGCGUUGGAAUUUACUCUUUUGCGGUCAUCCUACUUGAGAGGACACGGCCUGGACGAAGGUUCGUGGACAGGAUGUUGAACAUCUUCACCAUCUCUGGGCACAUGGACAACCAGGCUCGUAGAGAAACUACCUCAAGCCUGGCUAAUCUCAUAUGAGAUUAAACAGCAUGAAUGUCGCCUCUUUUGGGUUUUAGCUCCUAAUUUCUGUACAUUAAACUGACUUCCAAUCAAUUCUGGGGACAAAAAGACGUGAAGAUGACACAUCUUUUCCAAGCCGACAUUUUGCUCCAUUUUCUGUCACCAUCGGAAGCCAAACGUAAGCAAAAAGAAUCAGAAUCAGAAUCAGAAUCAGAAUCAGAAUCAGAAUCAUCUUUAUUUGCCAAGUAUGUCCAAAACACACAAGGAAUUUGUCUCCGGUAGUUGGAGCCGCUCUAGUACAACAGACAGUCAAUUUACAGAACACUUUACAGAACACUAUGUAGGAAAAAAACUGAAAGAAAAGAUAAAAGGCUAACACACAAAGUGUCCCAGUUUAGUUUCGGUCCAAAGCCACACAUAAUGCUGCGUUUAAACGCUCAAAUCUGCACAUCUGCUAAAAUUUCACAUUCGUUCUGGACAAAAAUGUUGAAUUCUGCUCUGUGUACUUUUGGCUUGGACAGUGUUGUGCAUCAACACCAACAGGAAAAAAAGUAAGUGAGUAGGGGAAUACUGUAAUAAAAUCCUGUAAUUGAUGGUUUAACAUAUUUAACUGUGCACUGAUGAUUAAUUUAGAAUUAGACUCACAUCUUUAAAACUGCUAAAAUUAUUUUUUGGCAUUAAAAAUAAUAAAAACAUUAAUUCCAAUUGAUGGAUCUCAAGUUGGCAGCUUGGUCUAGUAGUUGUGAACACGUCAGCUGUGUGUUUUCUCUGGAUACUCCGACCUCCUCCCGCAUUCCAAGAAAUAUGCAUUAUAGGUUAGUUGAAGACUUACUGUAAUUGGCCAUGGAUGCAAUGGAAAGUGGAUGAAUGAUCAAUGGCUGUAUCUGAAGUCUUUGCACUGCAACCCAUUUUGAAAGAAAAAUGAGGUGAGGUUUAUUCAUGUGUUAAAGGGACAUUUGGCCCGCAUUUCUGACCAUCCUUGGUUUGUGUGCAUCAGGACAUCAGUGAGUCGCUAAUGAUAGCCCAAAAAUGAUCAAAUUACAGUUACAGAAUAUCCAAUUAUUGGCGCAAUAAAAAGACAUUCAAAAUCUUUUCACCUUCUCAAUGGCCAUAUAAAUGGAAGAAAAAUGAUAAAAUCACAUGAGUGACUUUUGAGUUUAACAAAAAAAAUCAUUUCUUUUUUUAACUUUGUUCCAAACUUGUCUGUAGUAUCUGUCAGCUGACUUUAUGAUUGUUUUAGAAUUAUUCCACUUUUUAUGCACUUUCAAUUGGUGAAUUUCUAUAUAAAUUGUUUUUUGUGUGACUGAA